UUUAACCAAGGAUCUGGCUGGGGCUGGGCUGACGUAUAAAUAAAGUUGGAAAUCCCUCCCAUACAUCAUGAUGAUGAUACAGAUAAGGGUUUGAGUUGAGGUAUGGCAAUGGCAAUGAAUGUAAAUUAUCCAACAAUCUCCUCUCUGCAUACUACUACAAAUCUUCAUUCGAUCAACACACAACGCCCUUCCACCUUCUCUAUACAUUCCAAGGCCAACGACAACAACGGGCUUCGUCGGAGGAUAUGGAGGAGAAGAAAAUUGACAAAAAAGGAUGAGAUGAUUCAAUACGCCCAGGAAAGAACCCCAUUCGUGGAAGAGCAGGUGAGGGACAUAUGGGAGACUGGAAAGCUGGUGGGGUAUGACAUAGAGCGCUUGAAGCUCCGGGAGGAUAAUAUCUUUGCUUUUGUCCGCAACUUGGCUGCUGAGGCCAAUGACUUGGUGGAGCAAAACAAAGAUGAAUAUGGGGGGAAAAAGAAAGCCAUUCUUCACGCAAUAAGCAAUAGGAUGAACGAUCUCGGGUUUUAUCGACCAGAGGCCUAUAUGCGAACUGAUCCCUUCAAGCAUAUCACCAAAAUGGAUACCCAUCACGAUGAUGAUGAGUAGAUCCAUCUCAUCUGCUUGGGGUUUUUUUAUGCUUCAUUUGUAUGCCAUUUUUAUUGUAAUAGUGUUGUAGAGAAAAGAGAUGAUGAACUCACUGGUAGGGGUGUCGCCUCUUUCUUCUUCUUCUUCUUUUUCGUUAUUAGAAGUUUGUAUUAUUCUUGAUAAGAUUUUAGGAUUUUAAUGGUAAGAGAAUGAUCACAUUCACCACCGUGAUGUUAAACUCAAAUACUUGAUUUUAUUUGAUUAGUUAUAUGAUUGACAAUUUUUAGUAA
Molecule: messenger RNA, 875 nt
Organism: Helianthus annuus (common sunflower)
Lineage: Eukaryota; Viridiplantae; Streptophyta; Magnoliopsida; Asterales; Asteraceae
Product: protein PLASTID TRANSCRIPTIONALLY ACTIVE 7
Exons: 2
Coding region: 103-606 (167 amino acids)
Biological process (GO): plastid transcription
Cellular component (GO): plastid-encoded plastid RNA polymerase complex
Source: RefSeq, a predicted model, not a curated record